Messenger RNA from Notothenia coriiceps (black rockcod), 771 nucleotides. RefSeq names its product malate dehydrogenase, cytoplasmic-like. The transcript has 5 exons. Gene Ontology annotation, molecular function: malate dehydrogenase activity. Gene Ontology annotation, biological process: malate metabolic process. NCBI's taxonomy places the organism in Eukaryota, Metazoa, Chordata, Actinopteri, Perciformes, Nototheniidae. The record is from RefSeq and is a predicted model, not a curated record. The annotation marks the transcript as partial.
GUGUGUAUAGAGGGUGGAGGUGAGCGUGUGUGAGUGUGUGUGUGUGUGUGUGAGCUACCAGACGCUGUGAAAGUCGCACUGCAGUGCGGUUUAAAGUCACCUGUCUGUCUGUCUUCCUUCCUUGCCUGUCUGUUGUUCCCCCGGUACCGAGUUGAGUCGAACUGCCGUUUUUUGUCCGGAAGACGUUCAGUAAAACGAGAACCGAACACCGGAGGGACCAUGCUGACUGUCCUGACUUCCAUGUAUCUGGUGGUGAGGGCGGUGUCCUGGGAGGCCGAACCAAUCCGUGUUGUGGUGACAGGCGCUGCUGGGCAGAUCGCCUACUCCCUGCUGUACAGCAUCGCAAAGGGAGAUGUGUUCGGGAAGGAGCAGCCCAUCACCCUGAUCCUGCUGGACAUCCCCCCCAUGCUGCCCGUGCUGGAGGGAGUCGUCAUGGAGCUGCAGGACUGCGCCCUCCCACUGCUGAGGGAGGUGAUCCCCACUGACAAGGUGGAGGUCGGCUUCAAGGACAUCGACGCCGCCAUCUUGGUUGGCUCCAUGCCGAGGAAGGAGGGGAUGGAGAGGAAGGACCUGCUGAAGGCCAACGUGGCCAUCUUCAAGACUCAGGGCUCCGCUCUGGACAAGUACGCCAAGAAGACCGUCAAGGUUUUGGUUGUUGGAAACCCAGCGAACACCAACUGUCUGAUCGCCUCCAAAUCUGCUCCGUCCAUCCCCAAAGAGAACUUCUCCUGCCUGACCCGCCUGGACCAUAACAGAGCCAGCUCCCAGGUA